Messenger RNA from Chionomys nivalis (European snow vole), 454 nucleotides. RefSeq names its product calmodulin-4-like. The coding region runs from base 8 to 454 and encodes 148 amino acids. Gene Ontology annotation, molecular function: enzyme regulator activity; calcium ion binding. The record is from RefSeq and is a predicted model, not a curated record. The transcript has a single exon. Lineage: Eukaryota; Metazoa; Chordata; Mammalia; Rodentia; Cricetidae.
CACAGCCAUGUCUCACGGGUUUCCUAAAGAGCAGGUGGAAGAGUUCCACGCAGCCUUUGAUAGGUUUGACAAGAAUAAGGACGGCCACAUCAGUGUCCAGGAACUGGGCGAUGUGAUGAAGCAGCUGGGCAAGAACCUCUCAGAGGAAGAGCUGAAGGCGCUCAUCUCCAGGGUGGACACAGACAAUGAUGGCACCAUCAGCUUCGACGAAUUCUUGGCAGCCAUGGCCAAGUACAAGAGAGGGAGCACGGAGCAGGAGAUGCGGGCGGUGUUCAGUGUCUUUGACAAGGAUGGUGACGGGCACAUCACUGUGGACGAGCUCAAGCAGGCCAUGACGCAGCUGGGAGAGGAGAUUUCGCAGGAGGAGCUGGACGGCAUGAUCCGGGAGGCUGAUGUGGACAAGGAUGGGAAGGUGGACUAUAACGAGUUUGUGCGCAUGCUCCAGGAGAAGUGA